AUGUCCGAGGUCUUUUCUGCUCAACCUGAGCACGGCGACAUGGAACAUAAGGUUGAUCGCCACUAUGUGGAGUCCCUGGAUGGGGAGGCUCAGAAUGCUCUUAAAUGGUCUUCUGUCAAGGCAGAAGCAGAGCGCGAUGAGGACUAUCAACAUAGCCUGACGCUCGCGCAAUCACUACGGAUCUACAAGUCCGCCGUGUUCUGGUCCAUUGUGGCAUCCUUCUGCAUCGUUAUGGAAGGGUAUGACACGCUUCUUUUAGGGUCUCUGUUCGGACUUCCAUCCUUCAAGGAACACUUUGGUCACAAUUACGGAGGCAAAGCGGGUUGGCAGAUUCCAGCACCGUGGCAGGCGGGUCUGCAACAAGGGGCCAAUAUCGGAUCUUUUUUCGGAGUCUACCUUGCCGCUUUAGAGGUCGACAGAUGGGGUUACAAGAAGACCAUCCUCGGCAACUUGGCCUUCCUCAUUCCUCUCAUCGGACUCGUAACGUUUGCGCCGAACAAGGGAGCUUUGCUCGCUGGCGAGAUCCUCUGUGGUAUUCCAUGGGGAGCGUUCUCAACGCUUGCCGAAGCCUACGCAUCAGAGGUCUGCCCAUUGUCACUCAGAGGAUACCUGACGACAUUCGUCAAUCUAUGCUGGGUCAUUGGCCACCUCGUCGGCGCUGGCAUCCUUCGUAAAGCAGCAGCCAUGGACGGUAUCUGGGCUUUCAGAAUGCCAUUCGCUGUUCAGUGGGCCUGGCCAAUUCCUCUGUUUGUCAUACUCUUGUUCGCACCUGAAUCGCCGUGGUGGCUCGUCCGUAAAGGACGGCUUGAGGAGGCCGAGCGAUCGGUUCGAAGACUCGCUCCAGCCCAAGAGAAGGACCAAGCCAAAGACUCAGUAUCUGCCAUGGUCAGAACCAAUCAACUUGAGAUCGAUGCCAGUUCCGCAAACACAAAUUGGCUCGCAUUGUUCAAGGGAACAGACCGACGCCGUACGGAGAUCUCUGUCGUCACUUGGACCUCUCAGAUCCUCUGCGGCCUUCAAUUUGCCAACUACUCGACCUAUUUCUUUGAAGAAGCCGGCCUUUCCACCCUUUACAGCUUCGAUAUGACUAUUGGACUCUACUCUGCUGCCUUUGUGGGCACUUGUCUCAGUUGGGUUUUGAUCUCUCACAUUGGUCGGCGGGAGAUCUUCGUUACGGGUCUUGGUUGUCUUGCAGUAGGACAAUUUCUCAUUGGCGGAUUAUCCGUAGCAGCGGAUCAUGGUGACAAUGGCGCGAGAUGGGGCCAGGCUGGCCUGAUGGUUGUUUGGCUGUUCACAUAUGACUUGACGGUCGGUCCUCUGGCCUACGCCAUUGUCGGAGAGACGUCUGCCACGAGGUUGAGGAACAAGACCGUCGCACUCUCACGGGCAAGUUAUAAUGUCUUUUCUGUUGCUUUCGGUGUCAUGAUGCCUUACAUGCUUAACCCUACGGAGUGGGGCUGGAAGGGCAAGAUCGGGUUUUUCUGGGGACCUAUCUGCGCGCUCUGCUUCUUAUGGGCAUACUUCCGUCUGCCCGAGAUGAAGGGACGGUCGUACUACGAGCUCGAUAUCCUCUUUGAGCGCAAAAUCCCCGCGAGAAACUUUGCAACCACAUUUGUUGAGCACGAUGCGGACGAAAAUUAUCGUCGCGAAAGGGGCGUGACGACGAGAGAAUAG
Kockovaella imperatae is the source of this 1674-nucleotide messenger RNA. Its product is annotated as general substrate transporter. The transcript has 11 exons. Gene Ontology annotation, biological process: carbohydrate transport; transmembrane transport. Gene Ontology annotation, molecular function: carbohydrate:proton symporter activity. NCBI's taxonomy places the organism in Eukaryota, Fungi, Basidiomycota, Tremellomycetes, Tremellales, Cuniculitremaceae. Gene Ontology annotation, cellular component: membrane. The coding region runs from base 1 to 1674 and encodes 557 amino acids. The record is from RefSeq and is a predicted model, not a curated record.